Arabis nemorensis is the source of this 1425-nucleotide messenger RNA. The record is from the annotation of a GenBank genome assembly. Lineage: Eukaryota; Viridiplantae; Streptophyta; Magnoliopsida; Brassicales; Brassicaceae.
AUGGAGAUCAACGCUCCGGUUCCAAAGCUUCUUCUUCAAUUGAUCUCGUCUGCUUUUCAAAGAUGCCGUUUAGCAGAAGAUCUCUGUAGAUUAUCAGUUCUUCUUGAUCUAUCUACAGACAAUGAUCCUCCGAUUACGCCUAUUUCGAUUGCGGACACGGGCAUUGGAUGCAAUUUGGAGGAAUUUCAAGAUCUGAUGUGCCCUAGACAAUUCAAUGGAGCGAAUAUUUGGGAUGGGUUACUCUCCGUCAAGACGACUUGCUUUUCUGACGAUGAGGUAUACUAUUAUCGUGUAAAUCUUGAUGAGAAUAUAUCAAACAGAAGAGUGAAAAGACAAGCUUCUCAGGCUAAGAAUGGUGCAAAGUUUAGCGGGACGGAAGUAUCCUUGAGUGUUUUUGGAAGUAUGGACGUUCUUGUGGCACCAAUAAUUGGCUUCUUUCAAAAGGUCUUCUUUCUCUUUCGUAUCCUUAAUGUCACAAUGGAUCUGGUGGUUAAGCAAGGAACUUCUCCUGGUACUCAAACUCAAUACGUUUUUGUAGUGAAUACUGAAAAAAACCCAUGCUUUACUGCCUCCAAUCUUGAACGGUUGAAGUUUGGUCUUGAGGACUAUGUUUUAAGGCAUGGGAACUGUUUGGAUAUGAUCUGUGACUAUUGCUUCUCUGAUAGAGAGCAUCUAAAAGUUGGAAGUGGAACCGCAUGCUCUGAAGAAAAUCGUAAGAGAACUGGAGGGACUAUAGACGUCGUGAUUGUAAUAAGUGACUUAUUAGAGACAACUCGCCAUUGCAGCAGGUCAUGCGACGGCAAAACAGAGGUUUUAUACUUUGACAAUUUCUCACCUUGCCCUAUUCCACAAUUUGCAUUGAGUGCUUUGAAAAAGAUUGACUGGAAAAGUUACGGUUUGGUCCUGGCGAGUGUUAAUGAUCAAGAUGGACAUGUGUUUCUCGAAUGGGAAAAUUUCCCUUCGUAUGUUCAAAUACAGAUCACCCUCCAUUGGUAUCACAAUCAAUAUCCAACGAGACAGAAGACUCAGCCUGGUAUAAAUCUUGUAAAGAAAGGAAUUAAAAAUGCAUUGGAUGAUUUGAAGGCUAAACAUGAGGGUUUUCUUCUAAGCUCACAUGCUCGUAAGAUUUGCAGCCAUGUCCCGGACCUUGCAAGAUCAAUAGCAGGCCUAAUAUUCUCCUCUACUGACAUGGACUUCCAAGGAGAUUGCUUAUCUGUUCUCGGCUUUCAGGCUCAAGAAGUUGAACGUGUGGCUGUUGAAGACUAUAUCCAGAGAAAGAUUGUUACGGUUAUAGGAAUGAAUGAGAGGAAACCUCAGAAAGACGAAGAAAGUGCUCCUUUUUUGUUUUUUGAAGGCGAGUCUGAGACAUCGUACUUUGAAGAUGAGGAAAUCGAAGGUGAGUAUUACUCUACCUCCCUGGAAUGA